This is a messenger RNA of Nematolebias whitei (Rio pearlfish), 1057 nucleotides long. RefSeq names its product wingless-type MMTV integration site family member 2 (gene wnt2). Gene Ontology annotation, biological process: cell fate commitment; neuron differentiation; canonical Wnt signaling pathway. Gene Ontology annotation, cellular component: extracellular region. The transcript has 5 exons. Lineage: Eukaryota; Metazoa; Chordata; Actinopteri; Cyprinodontiformes; Rivulidae. The record is from RefSeq and is a predicted model, not a curated record. The coding region runs from base 1 to 1053 and encodes 350 amino acids. Gene Ontology annotation, molecular function: cytokine activity; frizzled binding.
AUGAAGUUUCUGCCAGGUGGGAUGUGGUUUUAUGCGUCUGUAGCGAUCUGCUGGUUCCCGACCGAGGUCCAUGCGUCCUGGUGGUACAUGGGCACCCUGGGCUCCCAGGUCAUGUGCGACAACAUCCCUGGCCUGGUGAACAAGCAGCGCCAACUGUGCCGCCAACACCCCAAAGUCAUGCAGGUGAUCGGGGCAGGGAUGAAGGACUGGAUCUCUGAGUGCCAGCACCAGUUCCGCAACCACCGUUGGAACUGUAACACCACGGGUCGGGACCAGAACCUGUUUGGACGUCUGCUCCUACGCAGCAGCCGAGAAGUGGCCUUUGUGUACGCCAUCUCCUCUGCUGGAGUGGUUUAUACAUUGGCGCGAGCCUGCAGCCAUGGUGAGCUGGACACCUGCUCCUGUGAUCCCACGAAAAAGGGUUCAUCAAGGGACACAAAGGGCUCUUUCGACUGGGGAGGCUGCAGCGACCACGUGGAGCAUGCCAUUCACUUCAGCCAAACUUUUGUGGAUGCCAAGGAGAGGGAGGAGAGGGACGCUCGAGCACUUAUGAAUCUGCACAACAACAGAGCUGGCAGGAAGGCGGUGAGGCGCUUUAUGACUCUGGAGUGUAAAUGUCACGGUGUCAGCGGCUCGUGCAGCGUUCGGACCUGCUGGCAAGCCAUGGCUGAUUUCCGACACACAGGUGACCACUUGAGGAGGAAGUACAACGGCGCUGUGCAGGUUGCAGUAAACCAGUACGGCACAGGGUUCACCGCCGCACACAGACAUGUCAAACGACCCAGCAAAAACGACCUGGUCUACCUGGAGGCCUCGCCAGACUACUGCGUACAGGACCAGGACUCAGGGUCCAUGGGGACGGGAGGCAGAGUCUGCAACAGGACGUCCCGCAGCGUGGACGGCUGCGAGCUGAUGUGCUGCGGACGAGGCUACGACACGUCGCGCGUCAGCCGCACCGUCAAGUGUGAAUGCAAGUUCCACUGGUGCUGCGCCGUCCACUGCCGGGACUGCCAGCAGCAGGUGGACCUGCACACCUGCAAGGGUCAGACGUGACCUG